ACUGGGGUCACAGACUUAGAAUAAGGAAUUGGCCAUUUAGGACUGAGAUAGACAUAUAGAACAGUACAGCACAGGAACAGACUCUUCAGCCCACGAUGUCUUCACCUCAACACAAUUCAAAUUAAACUAAAUCUAUUCGACCUGCACACAGUCCAUAUCCCUCCAUUCCCUGCUGAGAAGAAAUGUUUCUAACACUGAUAGAAAUCUUUGAAACUAUCUCGCCCAGAAGGCUGUGGAGGAUAAGUUGUUAAGUUCAUUAUAACAGGUAUUGAGAGAUUUCUGUACCUUUGGGGAAAUGGGGACAAGUGGAAGAUCAGCAUGAUUUUGAUGAAGUUUUUAAAUAGAAGUUAAUGCUGAUGGUGUAGACAAAGACGAGUGGGAAGAGCUGAUGCCGCACAGGACAACUAUCAUGGGUUUGUUGGGCCGAAUGGCCUGUAUCUGCCGCCACUCUGUCCAACGCCAGAACCUUUCUUCAGAGCUUAAAAUAUUACUGACUCCGCCCGGACCCUUCUGCAGCCGGACCGACCGGCUUUGUCCAAUCAGAGACAUCGCCUUGCCAGCUGCUGAUUGGACACUUUGUCCCCGCCGCGGCCCGCUCCCGCUUUCUGAUUGGUCAACAGCUGGAUCCAGUGCCACCAAUCGCCGCCAGCCGGCUGCAGGUCGGCCGCCGUCAGGUGUUUAUCUAACAUCCACAACCUCACUGGAAACUUGGAUAGAUUGGGAGACCUUGUGAGAUACCAUCAGCUGAAGCAAACCAGCAACUUCCGAACUUCUGCUCAGAUUGAAAUGGGCAGUCGAGACAGGAUUGAUAUAGGAUUAUGCAUGCUGGUAUAUUAAGAAUCUAUGACCAUGAAGAUGCAGGCUCUCAAUAGAUGAAAGCAACUGGGACUGGAUGUAGAAUGUGAUUUGAGCAGAGCAAAAUGGCAAAACGGAAGGCGGGGUGUGACAUAAUGGCGGCUGGAAAGAAUAUGAAGUAUGAUUCUCUGGUGCUUUUGUGCGAGUGGCGUUCGUGUGGAUUCACUGCAUAUGGAAUGGAAGAUUUCAGCGAUCACAUCGCAGGGCAUUUAAAGGAGCAUUUAAACGACCAAAUGCAGGGCGAUGAGAAUGAUAUUGAACCACAAGAGGAGCACCAGUGUCUAUGGGCCGACUGUGGGUACUACUCGGUGGAGAGUUCGACUGACGUGAUCCGACAUGUAUAUUUUCACGCCUACCACACGAAGCUUAAACACUGGGGUCUGCAGACCCUUCAGGCUCAGACUGAACUCGAACAUUGUUUAUUGGAUCGGCAGAGCCGUAAUAUCAUUCCAGAAAUUCCAGAGAGUUUUAUCUGUCUCUGGGGGCACUGUGAUAGCACUUUUGAGAAUCCAGAAUGGUUCUACAGACACGUGGACAUGCAUGGGAUGUGUUCAGAUCGUGAUGCAACCACAGACACUAAUAUUAUAAUUCCCUGCUGUUGGAAAGAUUGUGAAGCAACAUUCAAAGUGAAAUUUAAAUUACGAGAACAUUUGCGUAGUCACACUCAGGAGAAAGUAGUGGCAUGCCCAACUUGUGGAGGGAUGUUUGCCAGCAAUACCAAAUUCUUUGAUCACAUCCGCAGGCAGACAGCCACGGAGUACCAACGCUUUCAAUGCUCCCACUGCUCCAAGAGAUUCGCCACGGAGAGGCUACUCAGGGAUCACAUGCGGCAUCAUGUGAAUUAUUACAAGUGCCCAUUUUGCGAUAUGACCUGCCCAGCACCAUCUGCCUUGCGGAACCAUAUCAAGUUCCGCCAUAGUGACGAGAAACCAUUCAGAUGUGAAUACUGUGAAUACAGUUGCAAGAACUUGGUAGAUCUGAGGAAACAUUUGGACACCCACAGUGAGGAUCCGACCUAUCGCUGUGAGUUUGCAGGUUGUACAUUCAGCGCACGAUCCCAAUAUUCUAUCAAGUCCCACUACAGGAAGGUACAUGAGGGAGAUUUGGAACCCAGAUACAAGUGCCACGUUUGUGACAAAUGCUUCACCAGAGGUAACAAUCUGACUGUGCACCUCAGGAAGAAACAUCAGUUCAAGUGGCCUUCAGGUCACCCCCGGUUCAGAUACAAAGAGCAUGAAGAUGGCUACAUGCGACUGCAGUUAGUACGUUAUGAAAGCGUUGAACUGACUGAACAGCUAAUGAAAGACCGGGAAAAGCAUGAUGGUCGCUUAGACAGCAUAUCAGAGAGCUUGGUCUUGUCGGAAGCUAACCUACGAGGGAUUAUACUGGAGCCCGUGGAAGCAUCAAACAGCGAGGACCAAGGGGUGGAAAAGCACAGCCCUGACUCCUUGAACUGUUGUACAAAUGAAUGCACAGAUCACUGCAGUUAUGGUGACUGUGUUGACGGGGAACAUCCCCGUCAAUCACCAUCAGGCUCCUGCGACUCGAAUAAAAGCCCCAUCAUCCGAGUGGUCAAUCGGACAAACGAACAUGGAGAGAAUGAAACAGUUUACUAUGUUCUGACCAAUGCACCACAUAGCCCAGGGAACACUGAGCCGAUCACUAACAUGGAAACUGAGGGAACCACAAAUGACAACAUAGAAAAGACUGCAGAAGAAUUGGGCAUUGAAAUAAUUGGCUAGUACUAAUUAACCAAUGCAUUGCUAGUGUAUUUGUUUGAUAGCUGUUUUUGUCUUGUUCUGUAUAUUUGCUUCAAAAUUAGUCACAGGCUAUGUGAUGCAUUGUUGGUUGGCUGAUAUUGGCUGUAUUUAUAGACAUGUUUCUUUUUACUAUAGCCCCUUUUCUAUCUAAGAGUUUCAUUAUGUUGUAUCUCGUGCAUUGCCAGGAGCAAUACAGUUCCAGCUCUCAACUAUGCUACAAUCAUUAGCUCAAACAAAUCUAUUCAAAAUAGAUUUUGACUGAUGUACAGUGUCAAUACAAGUACAGUUUUCACCAGCAAUAUGAUUUUUAUCGUGUAAAAGUCUACUGGUGUUAAUUGAUUUUUGUAAGAUGCACUUUUUAUUUAGCACUGCAGUUCCUUAGUUGCAGGCAGUUCUAAAGUGACUCAUUGUUUUCCCAGGUGUAGAAAAUGCUGUAGGAAAUUCUCCCUUUCAUUGCCCUUGUGUCCAUUGUUGAUUUACACAAAUAGCAGAAUAUGGUACUGGAACUGAAUUUAUUGAAUCACUAAACUCUGCUCUCUGAUAAAGCAGGUUCCAUUUGUUCAACCUCAUGAUUGUUUCAUUAAUAAUGUACAGUCAGAACAAGUACCUGUACAAUAGAGGUGAUAUAGUACUGCUGAUUUUGUGGUGCACUCCUUUCUCACCCCCACCUUUUAUUCUUCCCUCUUCCCCCACCCCAUACCUCUCGUUAAAAGCAUGUCCAAAUCUGACUCCUUAGCCCAUUGCUAAGAUAUUAUGACCUUUGGGUUGCUGUUUAUUGUUUUUGAAUGCGGUUCUGCAACCUAUCAUUUUGAAUUUAAAUGUCUCUGUACUGCAAUCACCCACGAACAAAAGGGAUCAAAUACACUGAGGAAAACUUCAAAAUACACCAACCUUAAGAUGUCAAUACUUUGGUCCUGUUUGUUUUUUGUUCCUCUCCAUGUGUAAUGGUAUAUGUUUUAUAAUUUUGUUCUUUCCAGGUUCUUGCUGUUUGUCUUCAGUCGAGAACAUAAUGCACCUCACAGGCUAAUCUUGGUUGAGCAAUGUGAUUUAGUCUUUGACCCUCUGGCUUUGAUACAUCAUCUGUUUCAAACUUGCGGAUCCCAUAUACAUACAUCCAACAUCACUUUGACUAUGGAGAGAAUAGCAUUCUUCAGAAAAUGCAAAAACAAAAUGCUCUAAUAGUUAUAAACUUUUUGAGGUUUGUAGUUAAUUAGCUAAUGUGUGUUAGCAUAAUAUGAGCAAACCUACGUAAUUCUCUCCUAUUCACUUCUGUGGGCACUUUGUGACAUUUUUAAGAUUUGUUUUUCCCUUUCUGAAGAUUGUAGUUUUAAAGCUUAACUCACAUUAAUGUCGUCAUGUCUUAAUUAACUUCCCUGAAAGGCUAGAAGGUUUUUCUUUGUUGGGUAAUCCCUCAGGAUCAGAACAGUGGUGCUGCAAGUAGUACAGCUAUCCCACUGCUCCAGCGACCCGGUUUCAAUUCUGACCUCUGGUGCUAUCUACGUGGAGUUUUCACGUUCUCCCUGGGACUGAGUGGGUUUCCGCAGGGAGCUCCUGUUUCCUCCUGCAUCCCAAAGACAUGCUGUUAGGUGAAUUGAUGCUAUAAAUUGAUGCCAGUAUGGGAGGUGGCAGGAAAAUUACAGGAGUAUUAACAGGCCCGUGUGAGAGAAUAGAUUUAUAGAAAAUGGGGAUGCUGACAGAGAACCAGCAUAGAUUUGAGGGGCUAAAUGGCCUUGCAUGCUGUAAGAAAACUUAAUAUAAACUUGCUUUGGUUUUGUGGGUUCUGAGGUGGCUGAUGAGGAACUGCAGCCUCUUCCACAGAUGGAGCUAGGGGAUUGUUGACAGUGGUCUGGCAGAUGGUCUGUGAUUUACUUCCACUGCUUACACAGGGCUGUUUGAAUGCAAAGGGCUUCACGUUCUCAAUACCAUUCUAAAUGCUCCUUUGUGGCUUGAGGUUCCCAGGAGAAGGGGGAUGUUGCAAUAUUUUUAAGGCAGUUGCCAAUAUAACUGACAGAGUAACUAGGAUCCCAGUCCUUGGGAUGCUGGCGUUAGUUUGUUACCCAUCUUGUGAAUUUUGGAGCAUUUUGUAGAGACAGCAUUGGUGUUUUUCCAGCAACUUGAGAUACCUGCUAUAGGUAAUUCAAGUCUGAGCCAGGAUCACUGCUGCCUGAUAGAUGAUGAGUUUUGUGCCAGCUCUGAGGUACUGAUUUUCAAAUCCUUUUCCUCAAUCAACCAAAUUUUCACUUGGUCAUUGAUGACAGAAUUUUAUUAGCAAUGUGUCCCUUUGGCAACAGGCAGCACUCAAAGUAUGGAAAAUGAGACCCUGGAAAACAUGGGCCAUUGUGUGACCCUUUGUCAGAAGGCAGCAUGCUAUAGCACAGGCAGGUCGAGAAAGGACCUGGUUUUGUGAAUGUCGAGUAUAAGGCCCAUCCUCCUGUAUACUUCGGUGAAUGACUCACUGGCAUCUUGUAUCUGUCUCUGUGUGCAAAUCCGAUUGUCUACAUCUUGCAGCUCAGCUGCUGAGGUUUGGGUGACAUUGGUUCUGGAGUGCAGUCCCUGCGGUUUGAACAGUUUUCCAUUCAAACUAUAGUCAUACAGCACAGAAACAGGCCCUUUGGCCACAAUGUCUAACCUGACUGUUUUACCUGCAUUAGGUAUGUAUCCUUCUAUGCCUUACAUAUUCAAGGUUGUUGGAAUCAAAGGCUUUAGUGAGGUCAAUGAAGGCCACAUACACUGGCUGUGCUCCCUGUGUUUGUCUUGAAGUUGUAUUGUGGUGAUGGUCACUGUCUUUGAUUGGAAGAAAUCCACACUAAUUCUGGGAGCAGCUCUUUGAUUAAAUUGAAGGUGGUGGUUUGGGAGGUUCCUGGCAGUUACUUUCCCUGCAGGGAGACUCCUCUGUAGUUACCACAGUCAGACUUGCCUCCUGAAGAUGCAAUGUUCAAUCAACUCCAAGAGCCUUCACUUGGUAUUUCCCUCCAAAUCAGGGAAGCCGAUGAACUCGUACUGAUCAAACUGGCUUGACUAUGUAUCCCAAUCCACUUGAUCUGGGAGGAUUACAGAUCUGCAUUUCCCAUUGUGUGCACUAAAUAGGGUACUGGUGAUAAAGUAAUGGAAGGUGAUAUGAGACCUUCAAGCAAACUUUCUUGGGCUGAGAAAAGCUUGCAUUGAUUGCCCUGAAGAAGACCUGUAGUCUGUGUGGAAGGGGCAUCUACAGAGUUCCAGUGAUGGUGAAGAUAAGGUAAAACAUUUCCAAGUGCAGGACAAAGUGUUAACAUUGAAGGAAACUAUAUGGCGUUCUCAUGUAGCAGAAAAUCUUGUCCUUUUUGGUAGAGAUGUUACUGAAGAAGCUUUGAAUUUCUACAGUGCAUCUUACAUCCACACUGCACUUUUGGAGGAAAGCCCAUUCAAAUGGGACUCUUUGUUCUGGACGUUCUCAAACUUUUUUGUGGAGUUGUAUUCACCCACAGCAAUGGAAAGCAAUGUAUUAAUUUUCCUUUAAUGGGGAGAGAUAUAAGCCAAUAUGUGAACAUUGUGCAAGGCUGCAACCAGAUUCUCAAUACACAUUUCAAUUUUUGAGAAGCACUCACAAUGAAACUUAGAAAUUGCAGCCUGGAUAUCUUGCUAUGUCUCUGCUGAUGGUUCAGUAUGAUGGGCAGAGAUGGGGAGGAAUGUUGCUCAGAGCCAGGUCCACUUUGUUUCAGCCUAUUUUUGGCAUCUUAUUCCCUGCAAGCAAGGCUUUGCUUUGCAUUGCCAUGUAGGCAUGACUGCAAUCUCUAAAUUGCAAAUGAACCCAGAAAAUUCUGUGUUUGUUUCUUGGUACAGCAGCACCUUUGGAACAAGGGAAUAGUGGGAUGAAGGUUGCAAAUCUUAACACAAUUUACCUGGUCCAUUUUGCAUGCAGCCUGAAGAAUGCCAGUGAUGUGUGAUACUAUGACAUGCUGCAGCAAAGCUCUGCCCUCACUCCCACCAGAGUUUAGGAAGCUCUUCUAAAAUAAUCCUGAAAGUCCUGGGGCAUCAGGUUGAAGUGCUGAAUAUAAUACAUGGGCUUCAGUAAAGCUUUCGACAUGGUAGGCUGAUCCAGAAGAUUUAGGCACAUGGGAUCCAUGGAGACUUGGUAGUUUAGACUCAAAAUUGGCUUGACUAUAGAAAACAGAGGGUAGUGGUAGUUAGGAACGUUGAUAUACAGAGGGAUCUUAGGUGCAUGUCCCUAACUCCCUGAAAGUAGCAACAUGGGUGGGUAGGGUGGUAAAGAAGUCGUAUGGCAUACUUGCCUUCAACAUUCGGGGCUGUUCAGUAUAAAAGUCGGGAACUUGUGUUGCAGCUGUAUAAAGCUUUGGCUAGGCCACACUUGGAGUAUUGUGUGCAUUUCUGGUUGCUGCAUUAUAGGAAGGAUGUGGAGGCUAAGGAGAAGGUGCAGAAGAGGUUCACCAGGAUUUUGCCUGGAUUAGAGAGUAUGAGCUGUAGAGAGAAUUUGGAAAAACCUGUAUUGUCCAACCUUUCCUUACAGACACCAUGGGCUGAAGUGUCUAUUCUUUGCUGUACUGUUCUAUGUGCCUGAACUCAAGGUCUGCUGAAUAUCAAAGCUUGUAUAUUAGCUUGAUUUUUGUUUUCCUAUUGUUUACUGAUGGAAGUGUCACAAAUUGUGCAGCAUCUUGUUUUGUUGAAUCUUUGCUUUCUGAUGUAACUAUUCCUUGUGACUCUGUGACUGGGCUGGAGACUAUUAUUAGAGUAACUCUAGAAUUAUUAAACUUCUAGGCACAGCAGCAACAGGGCUUGUAGCUGUUGCAGCUUAAACUCCUUACUAAAGACAUAUGUCUUAAUUAUGGAUUUGCAUUACACAAAUUAGCAUGGACUUGACCAAUCUGCUGUGUUAGCUAAGGGAUUUCUCUUGUGGAAGGAGUGAAAUGGUUUUGAGGGAUGAGUUGCACCUUGUGUCACUUUUUUGUUUAAUCAGUUAAGGAAACCUGAAAAGUAAAAAAGAGAGGCUUGAACAUAGUAAAAAAGAAAUGUGCUGUAAGACUCUCAAAGUACAUAUAAUUUAGAAUUUCCAAUGUAUUAUUGCUCAGUGUUCAGAAGAAAAAACUAUUUCUACUUGUGUUUCAGACUGCCGCAGUCAAGCUUGGCUAAUCCAAAUGCAUCACAUAUUGCAGACUUAGUCAUCCCCCUGUUGGUUUUCUUUUGGCAGAAGAUUUGGCAGCACAUUUGUUGGAUCUUCAGUUCAGCAUUGCAAAUGCCAUGAUGCUGAAGUAUUCAAACACUUUAAGGCUUUCAUCUGAGCAGGGCUAUAUUAAAAUGGGUGUCCUUAAAUAUUGACUGGAAUAGAACAAUAAAAUAUGAGGAUGUAAGUAUCCUCUUAAUCCAGAAUCAUUCUGUGUCUAUGCCUUGUCAAAAGUUUUGCAAGGCCUUGCUUGUAUAAAUAAGGUGCCCUAAUCUCUACUGUUGCAUUGGCUGUAAAUUGUUUUGAUUGUAAAUGCAGAGCAGGGUGCCUUGUAUUGUGCAUGAUGUGGUAAUUGGGGAAUAAAUUAGUGGACAUUUUUAAAAAAGACAAUUCACUGCUAUGUGGCUAAUUCCAACCUUGGACUGAUGUACUUCAGGCUGAAAGUUAAUUAUAGAACUUGUUUGUUUCUAUUGCUGUACUCAGUGGUCCUUAAGGAAUUUUCUUAAGGGAAUCUUUACUGUCCAUGUGAGAAUUGGGUAUGAUGUGCACUUAUUUCUAACAUUACUGCACAGUUUUGUUUACUGUAUAAUCAACCCAGCAUUCAUUCAUUAUGAACAAGCCAGUAAGAAUGACAUAGUUUUUUAAAAAAUCCUUUACUCUCCAUAUAUUGUC
Molecule: messenger RNA, 8442 nt
Organism: Pristis pectinata (smalltooth sawfish)
Lineage: Eukaryota; Metazoa; Chordata; Chondrichthyes; Rhinopristiformes; Pristidae
Gene: hinfp
Product: histone H4 transcription factor
Exons: 11
Coding region: 921-2597 (558 amino acids)
Biological process (GO): anatomical structure development; regulation of transcription by RNA polymerase II
Molecular function (GO): RNA polymerase II cis-regulatory region sequence-specific DNA binding; DNA-binding transcription factor activity, RNA polymerase II-specific
Source: RefSeq, a predicted model, not a curated record